GAGUUCGUGUAUGGAUCUGCAGCCUGCUUGUUCGAGUCUUUAGCUCCGUGUGCGGCGAUCAAGACGUUCCAUUGGCGGAUGAUCCUCGGAGCUCUUCGGAGCAAGCGGUUUUCAAACGCUGGUCAGCGAUGUGCCGCAGAGCAAGGAUGGCUUGGGGACGUCAUAUCCGAGCCGCUAACCGAGGUAGAGGACUCCGCAACUGAGAUCAGUACUCGCGUCGGGGGCGAUCUCUUGGAAGAUGAGCGUGAGGACAGUGCUUCCGUGGAGAGCGAGAUCCAUUGUGACUCCUGCGACGAGGCUGUUCUUUGUGAGUCCAGGCUUCGGGGUUUCGAGGAUCUGGGUUCGGUCUUGCGCUUCAUGUACUUGCCUUGGAAGGUGAACCUCGGCAGAGCAGCCUCGCGGCUGGAUUCCCAGAUUCCGGACUGCCGGUUCUGGAGCGGCUCUCGCCGCAUCUUUACUUUCUGA
Molecule: messenger RNA, 465 nt
Organism: Symbiodinium necroappetens
Lineage: Eukaryota; Dinophyceae; Suessiales; Symbiodiniaceae
Source: the annotation of a GenBank genome assembly